AGGAGCCCUCUGGGCUCAGAUCAGGACCGUCCUCGCCUGAGUGAGUUAAGAUGUCCUGCUUUUGGCUAUGAGCAGGCCAUCUGGGCUCAGACGACCCAGACGACCUGCUCGAACUUCUGCAUUUUCUGCAGCCCUCGCUCCUUCUCCUCAACUCAGAUGGGUGACCCUUCUCCUUGGCACCCUUCUGUGCAGCCUUCUGUGCAGCGCCACUUGCGGAGGGUGGAGCUGCGCCUUUGGGAGGUGCGUGAAGUCUUCAUCGCCUGUGAAGCCGUCGGUGAAGUCGGUGAAGGAUGCGUUGAGCAUCGUCCUGGUGACAUCUCCGAUCCCAUCGAACCCUUCAACUCAGCUGCUGAACACCGUGAUCAGCUCAUUUGAUUUGAUUGAAGGCCUGGAAGGUUGCCCUCUCAUCAUGGUGGCGGAUGGAAUUAAGCUCCAAGAGGGGCGGCCCAAGUGGAAUCAAGGCAAGAUCAGUGAGGAGAGGUACCAACUGUAUUUGGAAUACGUGGAUUCCCUUCGAUCUCAAUAUGAGGACCACGCCUAUCAUCCAGCCAAAGUCAUUGGGCCUUUAAAGAAGCGUGUGAACUUCGCUCAUGCGCUACUUCGAGGCCUCGAAGAAGUUGAGACAGAACAUGUUCUCGUGGUGCAACAUGACCGUGUCUUUGCGGAACGUUUUUCCAUGUCCGACGUCAUCGAGCUGUUUCAGCAGUACCAAGAACUUCGCUACGUGGGCUUUCAGACAGUGCCAGAUUAUACCACCUACGCAGCAAGCAAGUUUGGGAAAUGGGUUCGCUGUGCAUUGCCCGAACCUGGAUUGAUCCCUUGCUUCAUGUGGUAUGAUUCGACUCAUGUUUGUCGAACCCGACAGCUAGCAAAACUCAUUGAACAAGAAGUGAAGGAAGGAGAGUUCAUCGAAAGCUCAUACGGCUGUCGACUUCUUGCUGAAAUUCGCGAAAAGAAAGAUCACUGGACCUGGGAGUACCACAUGAAAAACUAUGGCCUGUUCCUCUUCCAUCCACCGAGCCCGACUUCGUUGAAUCCCACGUCUGCGCGCCCCCUGGUGCGUCAUGUGAGCGGCCGCACGUUCCUCUCCAGCGAAGAGCGGCUGAAACGCGGCUGGCCGGGUGAACGGCCGCGGGUCACACGCGGAACGCAGGAGAAAGGGAGCUGA
Messenger RNA from Durusdinium trenchii, 1168 nucleotides. The record is from the annotation of a GenBank genome assembly. NCBI's taxonomy places the organism in Eukaryota, Dinophyceae, Suessiales, Symbiodiniaceae.